CAGCUGUCUGCGAGCAUUGAGCUGACUGGCGCCAUCCUGAAAGAAUGCCUUCACUGUAAAAAAACACAGAGAGAGCAGUGCAUUCAGAGACAGAGGGAGUGAGCGCUAGAGAGAGAGAGACAGAGGGAGGGAUGAAAACAGAGUAAGAGGGUUACUACUACUGCUGCGCAUAAACAGAGAUUUGAUCAAACUUGUGCUCAGUCAGAAAGCAGAAAACGUAUUCAGAUCGACCCGGCUCGGCCUGAGCUCACUUGUUGAGUCAACGCAACGCAACAGUAUACAGAAAGAAAUUUGCGGAACUUGACGCGCGCUUGGAUGCGUAUGCGGACUUACGAACUACAUGCUCGUAUAUAGCCUACAUUUGAAUUUCAGAAGUUAAUGCGUACUCAUUGAAGGGACGGAUCCGACUUAAAUGAGCUGCUGACAAUUUGCAAAUGUCAGAAAGAAAACAGACAAACGGACGGACUAAAUAAAUAUUGUUCAAAUUGUCUUGUUCAAUUUCAGGUGAUCGGAGGUAAAGAAUCGAACCUGUGGAUUAAACAUAGGACUUUGGACUUUUUAACUUUCGUCUUGUGUGUAUCGGUGAGUGUAUGAACGUUUGCUAAAUAACGAUGGAAGUAAGUCCGGAGCAGCCUCGCUGGGUGACCCAUCAUCACCCGGUCAUUAACGGCCAGCAUCCCGAAACGCACCACCCGGGACUGGGACACUCCUACAUGGACCCAUCGCAGUAUUCCCUUGCGGAAGAUGUGGAUGUAUUGUUUAAUAUCGACGGACAGAGCAACCACCCGUACUACGGGAACUCGGUUCGGGCCGUGCAAAGAUACCCACCGCCACAUCACAGUAGCCAGGUGUGUCGCCCAUCAUUGCUGCAUGGCUCUCUUCCUUGGCUUGAUGGAAGUAAAGGCAUCGGCCCUCACCACAGUACCUCUCCCUGGAACCUCGGCCCAUUCCCAAAAACUUCCCUGCACCACAGUUCCCCUGGGCCUCUGUCUGUCUAUCCCCCAGGGUCCUCCUCCUCGCUGUCUGCUGGCCACUCCAGCCCACAUCUUUUCACCUUUCCCCCCACUCCACCCAAAGAUGUGUCCCCUGAUCCAACCAUUUCCACAUCAGGCUCUGGUUCAACCUUACGGCAGGAGGACAAAGAAUGCAUUAAGUACCAGGUGUCUCUGGCCGAGAGCAUGAAGCUGGAUUCAGCUCAUAGUCGAAGCAUGGCCUCUAUUGGAGCGGGCGCGUCCUCUGCGCAUCACCACCCCAUCGCCACUUACCCUUCCUAUGUGUCCGAUUAUGGGCCCGGGCUCUUCCCACCAAGUAGCCUGAUAGGUGGGUCCUCUUCUAGUUAUGGUUCCAAAACGAGACCAAAAACAAGGUCCUGUUCAGAGGGUAGAGAAUGUGUUAACUGCGGGGCCACCUCGACUCCUCUGUGGCGGAGGGAUGGCACCGGUCACUAUUUGUGUAACGCCUGCGGACUGUACCACAAGAUGAACGGACAGAACCGACCCCUCAUCAAGCCCAAGCGGAGGCUGUCUGCUGCGAGACGAGCGGGGACCUCGUGCGCAAACUGUCAAACGACCACGACGACACUGUGGCGGAGAAACGCGAACGGUGAUCCAGUCUGCAAUGCCUGCGGCCUCUAUUAUAAAUUACACAAUAUCAACCGACCACUCACCAUGAAGAAAGAGGGCAUCCAGACCCGGAACCGGAAGAUGUCCAGCAAGUCCAAGAAGAGCAAAAAGUCCCACGAUAGCAUGGAUGACUUCUCUAAAAGCUUGAUGGAUAAGAACAGUUCCUUCAGCCCUGCCGCCCUCUCGCGUCACAUGACCUCUUUCCCUCCCUUCUCGCACUCCGGCCACAUGUUGACCACACCCACUCCCAUGCACCCCUCUUCUAGCUUGUCCUUUGGCCCACACCACCCCUCCAGUAUGGUCACAGCGAUGGGCUAGAACACCUGACUACCUCCAAUCGUGACCUCUCCCUACGGUGGACAUCUUAAAGCAUUGUUAAUCUUGAAGCCCACGGCAAAUUUCCGAUCUCCAAUCAGCUCUCUCACGUCCCCUCCGAAGACCACCGGUGCACCGUCUGAGCCGUCAGCUUUUUCCCCCGCCUCGGUAUGACCUGCCUAAUCCCACCCACUUCAAAAUACGAGGAAAAGACAAUGAGAGAAAGAAAAAAUGACUUUCUUCAUCGCCCUCCGAUCACGAAGCCUCGACCGUGCGCUAACGUCAACUUUCAUUUGUGUACAAAUGCCAUCUUUCCUGUGGGCACCCCCAACCAGGGCAUCAAGGCAGAAACAUUACAAGACUUUAAAGAGACCCUCUCUAAGUCCCGAACCUGUUCUUAUGUCCUCUUCUUUACGCCACCGUGAGACAGGAACUGAGCUGUGAAUGAUGACCGGAGAUGAAUUCUGCAUAUAUUUGUAAAAAUUGUCUGAAAUACAUUUAAUGAAGACUUUUUAAAGAGCAAAUGAGAGGACAUGCCCGUGGGCAGCUAAUGAUAAGAAGGGUACGACUCAAACCUGGAGGAUGGAAAGAUGUGGUGAUGCAGCCAUUAUUUUCCAAAUGACAUGUUGGUAGAUGAGGGAGGAAAAGUAUAAGAAAUGAAAGAAAAUGAUGUGUAAUGCAUUAAAACUUGUAGCAGUUGAGUCUGUCCAGCAGACUUCCAGCUACUCAUCUGGAUGUGUUAUAGGUCUUGGGCAAUUGGUUCGUGUUCGCACACACAUACACAUACAUAUGCACGCACGCACACAUAUAUACAUCUGAAAGACUUGUCUGGGCCCAGGUUAUAUGCAUUGUGAAAAAAGUUCCUGUAUUUGUUAUCUGUAUGUAUAAUUCAGAGUACCAAAAAUACGAAAGAAACAAAGAUGUAGAAUUAUUUCUUUAUGUAAUGCAGACUGAAUGGUUGUACAAAUUUAAUAAUCACUAGUGUAAAAAAGACUUGCUUUUUGUUGCGUAAUUUUUUCUCUUUGAAAAUAAUAAACUAGUUUAAUCUGUUGACAUCA
This is a messenger RNA of Triplophysa rosa, 2995 nucleotides long. RefSeq names its product GATA binding protein 3 (gene gata3). Gene Ontology annotation, molecular function: zinc ion binding; RNA polymerase II cis-regulatory region sequence-specific DNA binding; DNA-binding transcription factor activity, RNA polymerase II-specific. Gene Ontology annotation, cellular component: nucleus. NCBI's taxonomy places the organism in Eukaryota, Metazoa, Chordata, Actinopteri, Cypriniformes, Nemacheilidae. Gene Ontology annotation, biological process: embryonic organ development; positive regulation of transcription by RNA polymerase II; regulation of epithelial cell differentiation. The record is from RefSeq and is a predicted model, not a curated record. Bases 612 to 1940 code for a protein of 442 amino acids. The transcript is spliced from 5 exons.